This is a messenger RNA of Larimichthys crocea (large yellow croaker), 3320 nucleotides long. RefSeq names its product TLC domain containing 3Bb (gene tlcd3bb). Lineage: Eukaryota; Metazoa; Chordata; Actinopteri; Sciaenidae. Bases 554 to 1477 code for a protein of 307 amino acids. The record is from RefSeq and is a predicted model, not a curated record. The transcript has 7 exons. Gene Ontology annotation, biological process: ceramide biosynthetic process; lipid homeostasis. Gene Ontology annotation, molecular function: sphingosine N-acyltransferase activity. Gene Ontology annotation, cellular component: membrane; endoplasmic reticulum.
AUGAGCUGCUUGCCUGCUGGACCUGUAGGAAUAAGCUGGCGCAGCAGUCCACGGCGUUGAGUCAACGUUGCAUCUGCGAAGCUGAAGCUGAAGCUGAGGCAGCAGCACUGACUGGGUCCUACAUGUCGAGAGACAGAUGAGAUGACAUAGAGGAAGGGAAGCAGCUAACGUUACCUGGAGCAGAUUUUUCUAUUGUUUUUUUUCCUCUUUCAACCAGUUUGUUUUAUGAUCAGAUGCUCUCAGUGAGCUACCCUCACAUUAGAUGUCGAUCUAACUUGCUGCAAGCUAGCGUUUUUUUUUUUUUUUUUUUUUUUUUGUAGCUCGCUGCCGCUACCCUUCAGACAUUGAAGCGGCCACAUAAACAUGCGGAUCAUCGAGGCGGAGACCCCCGGGACAUCUCUAACGUCAAACGCUUUCUGCAGGACACGAGUUUCGACUGGCCGCUGACUUUGGACUCUGCAGAUUAUCUGUAGAGGGGGGAACAGAGCGACGGAUCUCAAGGACCAGAUUGCACCGCUGAACUUUUUGCCACUCAGACAGAUCGCCGGGGACCAUGCUGACCAUCUUAGCUGCUGGGUCUGUGUUCUUUCCAGGCCUUUUCUUGUUGUCCAAACAAUGCUUGAAGUCAAUCCCAGCGCUGAGAUGGAGCGAAGGAGAUGCAGUCAUCGUAUCUGCAAGGUUGGUGUCAUCAGUUCAGGCAGUCAUGGCUUCUUCAGCUGGCUACAUCAUUGCUUCUUCCUGCGAGGACAUCAUCGAGGACCAGCAUUGGCUCACCUGCACUUACAUCAUGUUUGCCGUUCCCUACUUCGUGUAUGACAUCUACGCGAUGUUCAUGUGCUACUGGUACAAGCUCCGGGUCAAAGGGCACGAGGAGGCCUCGGCAGCACCCCAGCACAUGAGCUCAGCGCUGAUCAGCUACUUGCGUCGCGAGUUCCUCAUGGUGCUGCACCAUGUUGUCAUGGUCACCGUCUGCUUCCCCGUCUCUGUGUUCUGGCGACAAGGAAAGGGAGAUUAUUUCCAGGGUGUAAUGUUCAUGGCCGAGCUCAGCACUCCGUCUGUCUGCUUAGGAAAAAUACUCAUCCAGUACAAACAGCAACACACUCUCCUGCACAAAGUGAAUGGGGCUCUUAUGCUGAUCACUUUUUUCAUCUGUCGAGUCCUCCUCUUCCCUUACCUCUACUACGUCUAUGGAAGGUACGCGUCCAUUCCCUUCCACAUGGUUCCCCUGAGGGUGCCCUGGCACUGUAACCUCGGCGCCGCUCUGCUCAUGGCCCCGCAGCUCUAUUGGUUCUCCCUAAUUUGCAGGGGCGCCCUGCGACUAUUCACGGGCACCUCGCGCUCUCAGAGACCACGUCCGAGCACAUCGGCAGCAGCAGCAGCAGCAGCAAAGGACCGUCAGACGGAUGGCAACACACUGCCCCAGCCUUCCAACGGCUACAGCGCUCGCUCCACAGAGCCCGAGCUGGCCACUCACUGAGACGAGUGGCUCGGGGUGGGUGGGUGGGGAGGGAAAAGGAAGGCGAAUGUACCAAUGAGUAUGUAAAUGACAGGAGAGCUUAUGAGGGGAAAGCGAGACUCGAAACAAGUAGCAAUAUGAAGAAAAAGCUACAGACGAUGGCCUCGGAUAGCGCUGAAGUGUUUUUGUCCAGCAGUCAAACCUCCAUUAACAGCUUAAUGUUUGGUUGCUGGCCUUCGUCUACUUCAGCUUCUGGGUUUGUAGGGAACGAAGAGUGUUAGUGCACUCAGUAUUUAAAGAUGUCAUCAGGCACUGUGACAGAUAGGAACAUGCACUGACCCGAGAGGAAUUUGCCUGGAUGUAUAGUGAGCAUAGGUGGCUAUUUCCCUCAUGUAGAACAAAUUCAGUCCUCUCUGCCUCACGGUAUAGGAAGAGCGGGAAAAUAGGAAUGUAUUAUAUUGUAUGUUAGUACAUUUGCUGUAGAUGGAAGGCCUGAAUCAGUUUAGUAAUGAAGAAGACCUUCACAAAAAGAAAAAAAUCCCGGCUAAGCAGUAUUUUGACUUGUUAGUGUUUAUUAUCUGUAUCCUCUAUGUAGUCACUGUCACUCUAACAAAAUGUAACCAACCUGCAGACUGACUCACCUUUUUAGAAGGGAGAUACUCUCAUAAGACUGUAUUCUGCUGCCUUAUCCCCCCCACCCCCCCUACCCACACUUCUUUGCAGUUUCUUUAUAUUUUUAAUUCAUUUUUAUCCUCAGAGGAGAAGGAACAGGCUCCCUCAGACUGAAAAAUGUGACGGGUGUACAUAGCCAAUGUAAAAUUGUCCUUUAUUCCCAUGUCAGUAUUAGGUCAACAUUGUUUUUUUUUUUUCUUCCUUUUUUGUCUCAUUUCUGUAUCAUUUUUAAACAAUGGCAUUUUCAGCAUUCAAACAACAACAUUUCACGGUUUCACAGCUUAGUGUAACGCAAACAACCCCCACAUCCCCCCAAACGUUAUGGCAGCGCUUCUUGUUUCAGUGUAGAUAUGACCUCAUUCCAUUUCCUGAUAUCACAGUGUUUUUAAAUAUUUUGCAUUCAAGGGAGUGAUGCACAGUAGCAGACACUUUUAAUGAACUUACAUGUUUUUUUGUUUUUUUGUUUUUUUUUUAAUUUCAGUGCUGAUGUGACUCUCAAAAUAUCCAUUUGAUUGGCUGGAAUAAGUGAUGGAUGAGAUUUCAGUAUUCCUAGCUUUGUUCGAGGACUUCUGAUGUUGCAGUUUGAAGGGAAACAAAAGUGACAAAUAAUCUUGUUAGGGGAGCAUUCCCUUGUGAUUGACAUGCAGCACAUUUGUCCAUGGCAACUUGUUUUGAUUUAUAUUUUUUUAACCAUUCUCAAGACUAUAAUUUGUCUAAACCUUUUUUAAAAUUGUAUGAUUUACUUUGAUACAUUGAGCCACCGGUUCCUUGAACCCUCUACGAACAAAAAAAACAUCUAGUUUUUAUUAUUUUAUCUCUGUUUCAAGCAGCUUCACUGUCCUGGAAACAGGUCUAAAAAAUAAAAAUAAAACAAAGCUCAGAAACCAUAAAGACAGGGCAGCGUGUGCCAAAACAUCUGGACAACUGUGGGCAUGUUGAACACAGAAUAUCCAUUCCCCUGUUCCAUAACUUCAUAAGGUACUGCUUCUUGACAAUACUAAACAUUUCAACUGAUGUACUGUAUAUUCCACAAAAUGCUCGUUAUUUAUUUGUAAGUAUUUAUUUAUUUAUUUAUUUGGUUUGUGGUUUUGAAUGCAUAUUUAUGCAUACAUAUUAUACUAUAUGCUUCUGAGCCUUAUGUGAAGGCUGUAUUGUUACUCAAACUUAGCUAAAAUAUACUUCUCUGUCCUGA